CAAAACCUUGACAAAAGAAGUAUGCAAGCUGCCUUCAUUUUUCUCUAGGGCCCUUUUCAGGAAGAUUGAUGUUGCAGAUGUGGGAUUUGUUACCAGGGAUCAAUUUGUUGAUUACUGGGUCAAUAGCAACAUGUUGACCAUGGAUACUUCUACGCAAAUCUUUACAAUUUUGAAGCAAUCGGAUCGGAAUUACCUCACUCAGGAUGAUUUUAAACCUGUUCUUCGUGAGAUUUUGGCAACUCACCCAGGAUUGGAGUUCCUACAGAGUACACCUGAGUUUCAGGAACGAUAUGCUGAAACUGUCAUAUACAGAAUAUUUUACUAUGUGAAUAGAUCUGGAAAUGGUCAUCUUACGCUCAGGGAGCUGAAACGGGGAAACCUAAUUGCUGCAAUGCAUCAUGUGGAUGAGGAGGAGGAUAUUAAUAAAGUACUGAGGUACUUCUCUUACGAGCACUUCUAUGUGAUAUACUGCAAAUUUUGGGAGCUCGACACAGAUCAUGAUUUCUUGAUAGACAAGGAGAACCUUAUUAGAUAUGGUAAUCAUGCCCUUACAUACAGGAUUGUUGAUAGAAUUUUCUCCCAGGUGUCAAGAAAAUUUACAAGCAAGGUUGAAGGGAAGAUGGGAUAUGAGGAUUUUGUUUAUUUUAUGUUGUCAGAGGAGGAUAAAUCAUCUGAGCCCAGCCUUGAAUAUUGGUUCAAGUGUAUAGAUUUGGAUGGUAACGGAGUGCUUACGCCCAACGAAAUGCAAUUCUUUUAUGAAGAGCAGUUGCAUCGCAUGGAGUGCAUGUCACAGGAACCUGUGAUAUUCGAAGACAUCUUGUGCCAGAUGGUCGACAUGAUUGGACCUGAGCGAGAGUGUUAUUUUACACUGCGGGACUUGAAAGGAUGCAAGCUUUCUGGAAAUGUCUUCAAUAUUCUUUUCAACUUGAACAAGUUCAUGGCUUUUGAAACACGUGACCCAUUCCUCAUUCGUCAGGAGAGAGAAGAUCCAACUUUGACAGAGUGGGACCGUUUUGCACAUAGGGAGUAUAUUAGACUUUCUAUGGAAGAAGACGGUGAAGAUGCCUCCAAUGGAAGUGCAGAAGUUUGGGACGAAUCUCUUGAAGCUCCCUUUUGAACUUAAACCAAGUGCAUCAAUAUCGAGAGAUCUCAUGCUGGGUUGUCAGAAAAUGGAACCAUCGAGGAAAUGAAUUAAUCAUAUGAGGAAGUUCUCUUGGAUCCAAUUGUUUAUGGCUUCGAGCAAUCUCGAAAGUCUUUAAAGAAGAAAAUCCCAAGCUUUACUGCAAGCAAUGUGUCUUGGAUGUGUCCUGGCGAGGGGGAGGGCUCUCGGCGACGUGAAUAUUUCUGAUUUUCAGGCAGGCUGAGACAGUUUUUAAUAGCUCUGAUGGUUUUCCACCAUUCAGUUAUCGGGUAAGAUUUUUAGGGUCAGAAUAUUAGUCAUUUUUCUCUCACUUCCAAGUUGGGUUGCUCUAUUCCUUGUCUGUUUCUUUCUCUUUUGUACUGCUUUUUCCUGCCCAUUCAUGGGAAUCACGGCAGGUGUUUGUUUUCUCUGUGUCUUGCUUUGAACUGGCAAGAUGUAUUUUCCAUUGUGGGAGGUAAAUAUUCCUGCUUUCUCUUUGUCUUUUGAAAGUCCCUCCCUUACUUGACUGUUUUCAAUGUUUGAUGGGAAGGAAAGAGACAACCAUUGAAUCACAUGUAUUUGUUUAAUUUGUUCAGAGAAAUGCAGCAGUUUAUUGUUAAUGUUC
This is a messenger RNA of Amborella trichopoda, 1745 nucleotides long. NCBI's taxonomy places the organism in Eukaryota, Viridiplantae, Streptophyta, Magnoliopsida, Amborellales, Amborellaceae. The record is from RefSeq and is a predicted model, not a curated record.